CACACACAAUCCAAAAGAGCAGACGAUUUUGUUGACGCCUCUCCGCGAGGCGUGCUGCUGAGAGAGCGUGUGAGUCUCUAGUCGACGCGAAGCAAAGACUAUUAUUUUGUUCUACACUCACGUUUCUCUCUUUUAAUCUUCCAUUCCAAAUUGCUCAUUUUCCCAUUAUAAAUCGAUGUCAUUAGCAUUCAAAAAUGAUUCUAAAAUGAAAUAAAGACACCGAUGUGUAGUCAUUAAAAAUAGAAAACGAUUAAUUUAUUCGAAAGGAAACUGAUGCAUUUGUCGGCGGAGACUAGUAGCGGUAACUCGCGGGAUGCGAUGGCCGAUUUCUUCGUACCCGUCGAACGGACAUUGACUGAAGUUUUAAGCGAGCAUCCCGGAGAACUAGUAAAGACUGGUAGUCCGAAUGUUGUUUGUUCUGCGUUACCGAACCACUGGAGGUCUAACAAGACCCUCCCGAUAGCUUUCAGAGUGGUCAGUUUGGGAGAAAUCCACGAUGGAACUGUAGUCACCAUCCGAGCUGGAAAUGAUGAUAAUUAUUGCGCCGAACUCAGAAAUGCGACGGCUGUGAUGAAAAAUCAAGUCGCCAAAUUUAAUGAUCUCAGAUUUGUGGGAAGAAGUGGAAGAGGUAAGAGUUUCUCGCUCACCAUAACCCUGAGUACAAGUCCUCCUCAAAUAGCAACCUAUGUUAAAGCCAUAAAAGUUACUGUUGAUGGUCCUAGAGAGCCUAGACGGCAACAGUAUCACUUACGUGCUUUUCAUUCUGCUUUUGGGCAUCGACCACCCUUCCUUGAUCCUAGGUUAGUAGAUCCACUAAGAGAAUGGGAACAUAUGAGAAGAAAAUCCGAAUGGGGUAUUGAGUUGCCUUUAAGGAUACCUACUGGAGAUUCUUCGCAAGCUGCAUUCCCAUUUGCAAAUGAGGUCCAAUGGAAUCACCACCACCAGGCUGCCCAUUACCAGAACUACUUGGGACACAGUCUGCAGACGGCAGCAGGUUUCACUUCAGCUCCUUGUUCACAAAUGGAUGUCACCUCUACUCAUGAUUCAGGUCACGUCACACCUCAAACCACACCCACAGGUUUACUGACAGAUCGUCAUUCUGCAAAUUCAGUCGGGAGUUUUCCUACGGUUGUUGAGCAAGCCUCCCCCGGUGCCAUCAAAGACCCACUCUUUGUCAGUCGAUACAAUAAUGCUAUGGUUGCUGCCUCUGAACUGUGCCUAACCGACAGACUAUCAGAACUGAGACAUGGCCUCUCCGGUACCAAUCCAACCGCCUGCAAUACCUACUCACCCUCUCAUCAAUUCAACAAUGCAUCUCUCGCUUUCCUUGCUUCGAAUCCCUCAACACACAACACCCUUCCCUACUUCGCAGCCAUGAACCACGGGAGCUACAGUCUCUUGUCUGCUGGCCAUGGAUUUUACAACAACGGCACCUCUUCUAGGACAAACAACCCUACUCUAAUGGCUGCUGCCGGCAUGUAUUUUACACCGCCCAUGAUGUCACCCUCUCUGUUUUACUCGCAGUUGUACUCUCAAAAUCAACUGCAGUCAUCUCUGCAGCAUAUGAACAACGGCGAGACGAAGUGUUCCAUCGAGGACGAGGUCACUCAAAGGUGCGUAGACAGUGGUGGCCCGUCUCUCUCACGAGAUUCCAGCACGAAUGACUCAGUUAUACAAUCAGAGUGCAGCAGCAACCACAGCAUGGGUGAUUCCGUGAGAAGCAAUGAGACGAGGCCGAGAGAAAACGACGCGUCUGAGUCGGAUCAGCCGAGAAAUCAUAGUUCUGGUAGUGCCACUGAACAUUUUACGCAAGAAUCAAACGAACACGCGCAGUCUGACACUAAUUUGUGGCGCCCUUAUUAAAGGGGUGAUUCCGUCCUUUCUAGAAUUGUUCACAUUCUGUUUUGUUGCAUUAAUUUCAAAGUCAAUAACUUUAUUUUAUUUUAAGAACCCGAAGAAUUGAUUAUUAAUUAUUGUUUAAAUUGUAUUUAAUGAGUUGCAAAAAACUGACUCGAAUUCAUCUGAAAAUAUUAAUUUAGUUGAACUACACUGGAAUGAAUUAUAAAGAGACUUCACUUUGUUAACAAAAACUACAUAAAUUUCAUUAACCUAUGUAUUUUUGUCCACAUAAGUAAUCUUUUAUGAAUAAGAAGGAAACAUUUUUCAUCGCGGUUACUUUUACUCAUUACUAUUCAUAGAAAAAAAAUUGCAAUCGUUACGAAGGAUGAAUAACACGCCACAAAUGCCUCUAACUUAUUUAUCGUGAGGGGGGGACUAAAUGGUCAUUUGAGAUGUAGCCCGACGUAAAUGCAUUUAAUUGGCUGUCCAAGAAAGGCUCGAGACAAAAUAAUAAUUAAAAAAAAAACCUUUGCUCCAUAUUAAGGGUUUUGAAAAUAAAAUUUCCGACUUGAAAAAUAGAAUCAAUUUUGGGUAUCAACUUUUAAGCAAAUAUAGCGAAAUACUUUUUUUCGUGAUAGUAAGUUUGAAUGUUAUCUAACAAUACAAAAAAGAAGAGGAUUAGAAAUUAAUGAAAUUCGCUGAAACGAUAAAGGGUUUCUCUAUACCACAAAACAUGGUCGCAAAAAAAAUCUAAAUACCUUUGUCUGAUACUAGGUAAAAAAAUAAUAAAUUUAUUGGUCUCUUGUUUAACGGUCUUAACCUGUGAUCUUAUGAUGAUCAUCCCAUCUAAGAAUUAUUCUCUUGUUUUAUUGUGUUUUUAUUUUCGAUUAUUCUUUAAAGGCUGAAAUCUAAAAGAGUUUUUCCUUUCUUAUGAAGUAAUUGAAUAAUAUUGACAUAUUAUAAACAACAAUUUAUAAUAAAUAUAUGUAGUUGCCGUUUUCUAAUCAUUGAAUAAGUUAUAUUUACUUUUUAAUGAAACUUUGUGUUAAGACAGUUAGCACAUGAACAUAGCAUAUAGCAUUUAGUUACCAACAUAAGCAAUUGAAAAGAAAUCCUAAGAAUUUAAUUUUUGCUCUCCUAAUUUCUUUUACGAAAAUCAUUUAAAGAGAUUUUUUUACACUAUUAACAUAAAAGAAAAUACAAAUUUUAAAAAAAAUUAUUGUGGUUGAUAUUCUUUUAAAUUCAUUCUUUUAAAAUGAUCCUGUAAAAUUGAACCCAUUCAUAUAAGUUUUUAAUUAUAUUCUUAUAAAAAUAGGGAUAGCUAAUAUCUGUUCGAAAUUUACAAUUAUUAAUUUAACUAUUAUAAGUUGAAAAAGGUCAUGAACUUGUUUCUACAUAUAAUAAUAUCAAAUUAAUAAAUGUAAAUUAAAACUCAGUCAGGAUGAUAAUUAAAAAAUAUUUAAUUUU
Parasteatoda tepidariorum (common house spider) is the source of this 3306-nucleotide messenger RNA. RefSeq lists its product as uncharacterized. Gene Ontology annotation, biological process: regulation of DNA-templated transcription. Lineage: Eukaryota; Metazoa; Arthropoda; Arachnida; Araneae; Theridiidae. Gene Ontology annotation, molecular function: RNA polymerase II cis-regulatory region sequence-specific DNA binding; ATP binding; DNA-binding transcription factor activity, RNA polymerase II-specific. The record is from RefSeq and is a predicted model, not a curated record. Gene Ontology annotation, cellular component: nucleus.